Molecule: messenger RNA, 2484 nt
Organism: Lethenteron reissneri (Far Eastern brook lamprey)
Lineage: Eukaryota; Metazoa; Chordata; Hyperoartia; Petromyzontiformes; Petromyzontidae
Product: transcription factor AP-2-beta-like
Biological process (GO): anatomical structure development; regulation of cell population proliferation; regulation of transcription by RNA polymerase II
Cellular component (GO): nucleus
Molecular function (GO): DNA-binding transcription factor activity, RNA polymerase II-specific; RNA polymerase II transcription regulatory region sequence-specific DNA binding
Source: RefSeq, a predicted model, not a curated record
CACGCAAGCAAACAGCAGCAGCAUCAUCAGCAGCAGCAUCAGCAGCAUCGUCAACCAAACGCGCUCAAAGCCUCCUCUCGCUCCGCUCGCUCGAGCCGCACACGAACAGCGAGUCAUGACCGCUCGCUCCGAGUUGAUGGUCGGCCGGUUUUAGUCGAAGCGCCCCGAAGGAGAGAGCGAAGAGAACGGAGUGGGUGGGUCGGUAGGAGGGCGGUGGGUGGAGAGAAGCUGCUUGCUUUCUGAGUCUUGAGACUCGCCGACGAGACGAGGAGAGGAGAGGGAGAGAGAGAGAAGCCACCACAGUAGCCCUUCGGCCAAAAGUCUCCAAACUAAAAAAAAGAGAGCCACAUUCGCCUUCUGGUUGUCCCCCCUCCCCCCAAGCUCGAUCAACGCUUCUUCUCUCCGCACGAAGCCUCUGCUGGGUUGAAUUUUCGCGGACAUUGACUUAACAACUCGAGACAUGUUAGUCCACAGUUACAAAGCCAUGGACCGGCACGAGGUGCCGAGCGGCCACGGAGCCAGCCGACUCACGCAGCUCGGAGCCAUCAGCCAGUCGCCGUACCAGGCGCCUCCGCUGUCUCACACUCCCAACCCGGAGUUCCAGCCUCCCUACUUCCCGCCUCCCUACCAGCCGCUGCCCUACCACCAGUCGCAGGACCCUUACUCGCACGUGGCCGACCCCUACCUGAACGUCCUCCACCAGCAGCAACAGAGUCCCUGGCAGCAGCGGCAUGGAGGCGACAUGCGUGGAGACUCGGGGCUCUUGGCUCAGCACCGCGGGCUGCCGCAGCUCAGCGCCGGCCUGGAGCCGCAUCGGCGCGGCGACUUCCCGUCGGUGCGGCGGCCCGAAGCGCUUCACGGAGGGCAGUCGAUGGAGUCCGGCCUCGACGGCUUGCAGCUCGCCGGAUUAGGGCACCACGGCAUCGACGAGGUUCAGGUUGACGAUCCGAAUAACAUAAACAUUAUGGAGCCGUCAGUCAUUAAAAAAGUGCCCUGCGCAUCGCAAAGGGACAGUUGGUACCCAAUUGUUUUAAGCGCCUGGGUGCAGAGCGCCGGCACCGGGGACUCGAAACCCCGACCAACCGAGUACAGCCCGGACACUCUAACCUCAAGGUCAUUAGCGUCCGUGGCGUCGGGCAAACCCUACGGGGGGGUGCCCGCGGGGCUGGUGUCCAGCAAGGACGGCCUCAUGAACCCCAGCAUCUCCAACCCCAACGAGAUCUUCUGCUCGGUGCCCGGUCGUCUCUCGCUGCUCAGCUCCACGUCCAAGUACAAGGUCACCGUGGGCGAGGUGCAGCGUCGUCUGUCUCCUCCCGAGUGCCUCAACGCGUCCCUCCUGGGCGGAGUGCUGCGCAGGGCAAAGUCGAAGAACGGUGGAAGAUCAUUACGGGAAAAAUUGGACAAAAUCGGUCUGAAUCUGCCGGCGGGGCGACGCAAGGCCGCCAACGUCACUUUGCUCACCUCCUUGGUGGAGGGAGAAGCAGUGCACCUCGCCCGGGAUUUUGGAUUUGUUUGCGAGACAGAAUUCCCCGCUAAGGCCGCAGCGGACUUUCUAAAUCGCCAGCACUCGGACCCAGGAGAUCUGCACAGUCGCAAGAACAUGCUCCUGGCCACAAAGCAAAUCUGUAAAGAGUUCAUGGACCUGUUGACACAGGACCGUUCCCCGCUGGGCAACACGCGACCUCCCCCCAUCCUGGAGCCGGGCAUUCAGAGCUGCCUAACGCACUUCAGCCUCAUCACGCACGGCUUCGGCAGCCCCGCCAUCUGCGCAGCGAUGACCGCCCUGCAGAACUACCUGAACGAGUCUCUGAAGGCCAUGGACAAGAUGUACCUGAACAGCUCCAGCAACAGUCACAGUAAUGCGGAGAACUCGGGCAAAGCGAGCGACAAAGACGAGAAGCACCGAAAGUGAUGAUGCUGGAGGGGGCUGGGAGGUGGAGAAGGAGGUGGUGGUGGUGGUGGAGGAGGAGGAGGAGGAGAGUGUGGAGGAUGAAAGUCGUCGUCGCGUGUGCAAGGAGGAUAACACAAACAAAGCAAGCUCUAUCCGUGACAUCGGGCAAGGAAGGACGCUCUGAAACCGGGACUCUGUUCACCUUCCAGUGGUUUCAGUUUAUAGCCGCGUUGUCUCAAAUUUAGGAGAGGGGGGAAAAAACAACACCACUAAAAGGCAGCGAACGAAAUAAUAAGCGGAAGAAGACCACGGAGAGAGAAAGAGCCGCCUACGAAUACGCGAUUCAAUCGCUGUUGAAGAGGGUUUCUCUUCGUCCAACCCCCCCCCCUCCCUUAUUAUUUCCCCCGUGCCACGGGUCAACGGUCCUCAAUGCAUUCUAAUUGUGUCGCCCGUGUUAAACAGACUGCCCCAAAUUGUUAGCGGUUAAUUCUCCAGCUGAGUGCGUCGUAGCCUCCAGUGCUGUGCCGACUCGCACAUUGGACAGGUCCGAGUCUCGGCGCUUUCGCUCGAUUUAGGAUAUAAUUUCGACGGGA